Messenger RNA from Paramecium pentaurelia, 2889 nucleotides. The record is from the annotation of a GenBank genome assembly. NCBI's taxonomy places the organism in Eukaryota, Ciliophora, Oligohymenophorea, Peniculida, Parameciidae.
AUGAAAUAAUCCAAAGUUAACAAUUUUUUCACAAAUUUAACAGGAAGUUAAAUAGUUUCUAAUGUGACUUCUCUAACAACAUCUGCUCUCAGCAAACAUAAUAAAAAUACAAACUCUACAGUUUCUAAUGGAAAUACAUAUUUAGUUUACUCUAAACGUACACAUCGUAUCCUUUUAGACUCAACUAGAAAACUUCCACUUUUAACUAAUGUUAUGAAUACAGAAACUUAUGAUACUCCAAAAACAGCAACAGUUAAAAGAAGGAAGGCAAGUGGAAAUUCAGGAGACUUUCGCAUUAUCCAUUCACAUUAAAGAAACAAAACAGAGACUCUUGUUAUUUCUAAAAAUGCAUAUGUAUCUAAAUUAGAUUCUCCUAAUCGACAGUUUGAAGAUAUUCAACAAUUAAAUUUAUAACCAAAUAAUUAACAAGCAGUCAAAAUUCCUACAUUAAUAGAGCAUGCUGUUGAAAUUCAGUAAAUAUCUUUGACAUCAAGUAGAAAUGAAAAUAUCACUCAUUUAAUUAAGCCAUAACUUGAUCUUGUUGAGAUAUUGGGAGAAAACUAUGAAUUCUCAAAAAUACCUAGAGUAUAUCACAAAAUCUAAAGAACAUAGAUUAAAUAACAUAUAACAGAGAUAGAAUCCUUAAAUGAAAAGAGUUGUUAUUUGAUAAGAAAAUUAAGACAAAUGUUACAUACACACAGAGAUAAAUAGAAAUUAUUAGAAUUGGAAAUUAAAAAGAAAAAGGAACAUUUUAUAGAUUCAUAAUUUUAAAAAACAUUAAGCAAUAUGCCAGAUGAAAGAACACCAAAAGCUAUUGAAUCUAAAUUUAAUUUUAAGUUAAGUACUAUAACCAAAAAAUAAACUAAAAUUAAUUCCAAUUAUAGUAUCUAAGAUACUGAAACUAAUCUACCUAUUACAACAAUUAUUGAUGCAUUAAAAGAAAAGAAAGAAGACAAAAUAGAAAAUAAUAAAUUUGAUAAAUAAUUAAUCAUUUAACAAGUUUAAAAAAAAAAUAUUAAAGUAACUGUUGCUUUUUAAGAAAAUGAAAAAUAGAUAGAAUUUCAAAUGCCAGAUUAUAUAGAUGAAAUUUAGUAAAACUAUAAUUAAUAGACAGAUAUAAAAGAAAAUAAACAAUCAAAUAUUUAUUCUUUGGUCAGUAAAUCAAUGUUACAAAAGUAUAUAUUUUAAAUUUAUUUAUAUAGCAAAUUUGCUUUGAAAUUAGUCAAAAAAUUUGGAGACAAAGUCAUUCAAACAUUAAAGGAUAAUGAUAACAUUGAAAAUUUCAAUUCUUUUAAAGCUUCACAAUUUACAAGAUAUUACUUACAAAAUCAUGCUUAAAAAUGUUUGGAAAUCUAAUAUGAACCUUAAUAAGAUAAAGAGGAAAUAUAAAAUAUCUCAAAAUAAAGAUUCUUAAAUACAAACUAUUAUUCUGAAACAUUCCAAGAUGUCUUAAACAAACAUACUUUAUAAAUUGUUAAAUUUCAUGUAUCUAUAUAAUUUUUCAAUUUAAGAAAUCAUAAUACAAGAAGUAAUAUAAAGUCGAGACUCUGUUUUAUACUGUUGUAUAAAAUUAUCAAGGACAUCUAAGUGAUAACAGUAUUUUGAGUCUAAAUAAUUCCUAAUUAGAUAUAAGUGAUGUAGAAAUACAAACUUAAUUUAAAAUCAAUUACAUCUAUUAAGUUUUAAAUUUAAUGUCUCUAGAUGAUUUAAAAUAAUAAAAAUUAAGAGUUAUUGUCAAUAUAAUGGAUGAUGAAACCAAAAAUUAGUUUUUGCAUGAAGAGCUUAUGAGAUUCCCAAAUAUUAUAAAUUUAGUCAUCCAAAAUGAGGAUGAUUCAGAAAACAAUUGUAUAUUAUCUAUUAUUAAAUAGAGAGUUAUAGAUUCUUAAUGAUUUGCAUACAUAAUUAUUAAAAGUAGACUUAACAAAUUUAUAAACUGAAUAUUCAAAAACUUACAACUAAAUCUUAAUAGGAUAAUUUGAAGAAUAAAGAAACCAUUAAGUUACUGCAAUGGAAAAGAUUUAUAUUGAAUUAUGCAAAACAUAAAAUGAAUUAGAUUCAGCUAAAUUAAAUGAUAGAUAAAUUAGUAAUUUAAACAUUCCUUAAAUUUCAAGAAGCAGACUCACUUCUCCAAUAGGAUCUGUAUUAUAUUUAUUUUAUUUCAGAAUGAAUCAAAGUUAAUUGCAAAGGAGAUAAAUCCAGUAUUUGCUAAAGGAAUGAUGUUAAAAAAGAAUUAGAAAUCAAAAAAUUUAUUAGGAAAUUAGAAAUUUGCAUUAUCAUCAUAAAACAUCAUGUAUACAAGUUCUAGGAAUUUUUAAGGAUUGUUACAUGCAAACACAAAUUCUAAUCCCAAUAUUUAAUGUUUUUAGACUUCUGAAAUAAUUAAAACCUUACAAAAAGAAUCUGAAUAAUAAACUAAAUCCAAAUCAGAAUAAUAAACUAAAUCCAAAUCCUCUCAAGGACUAAUUUCAAUCAAAUCCAGUUUAAUUACUUAAUAAUCAAUGGAUCCCUCUUCUUUGCUUUUCAGAAGUAUGUUAUUACAAGAAAGCCAACAAAAUGAUAAAUCUAAUAUAGAAAGAGCGUUCUCCCUAAUAGAAGAUCAUCGAUUGCAAGACUUAAAAGACUUACUGAAUCAUGAUUAGAAUAUCAAUAUAAAUACUUAAGAUUUCAAAGGGAAUACAUUUUUAAUAUAAGCAGCAAGAACAGGAGCAUUUGAAAUUAUUUAGUUCCUACUUCGCCAAGGAGCAGAGAUUACAAUAAAAAAUGUAAUAUAUGUAUUUAACAUAGAAUGAUGGAUUAAAUGCUAUACAGAUAGCUAUCAUUCAUUUAUAAUUUGAAGCAGCGGAUGAGAUUAAUAAAUUUAGUAGAUCAAAUUCAUUUAUAUCCCAUUGA